This is a messenger RNA of Alligator sinensis (Chinese alligator), 10410 nucleotides long. It is a transcript of the gene ELAVL1, whose product is annotated as ELAV like RNA binding protein 1. Lineage: Eukaryota; Metazoa; Chordata; Crocodylia; Alligatoridae. Gene Ontology annotation, molecular function: RNA binding. The record is from RefSeq and is a predicted model, not a curated record. The transcript has 6 exons. Gene Ontology annotation, cellular component: ribonucleoprotein complex. The coding region runs from base 910 to 1890 and encodes 326 amino acids.
CUGGAGAUACUAAGUGGAGUUUAACUCUGCAGCGAAGACGUACUUUUGCAAGAGAAACCGUGAGGUAGCGCGAGAGUUUUACUUAUAGGAAGCAGGAAAAGGGAAUUCCUGGAGGAGACAACGCAUCUCAGGAAAAUGACGAGGUGAGAUCUUGGAGAAAGGGAUGAGAGGAUAGAAGUAAUGAAAACACUAUGGAAACGAAAAAGGGAAUUGCUAAAAGAAAGCAGGGAAUAUAGUAGUUAUCAUUAGAAGGAACGGACAAAAGGAUCCUUUGACGAGGGACGUCCAAGGGAAGGUGGAUGACAGAGAAGAGAUUAAGUAAAAUCCUUAACAGCAGGCCCGAAGCAUCACCGGAACAGGCAGCAACCCACAGUAAUGGAAGCCUUAGAGAAAAUGGAGCGUACAAGGAACAAAAGGGAAGCAAAUGGGGUACUUGGAAGGACAUACAGCACCCCAAGAAAGUGAAGUAGAUACAGAGAAGUGAGCAACCCAGGAAGAAAAAAGAAGUGAACAGUAAAAGACGACGAGUGUAGUGGGAGGGAGGAGAAUAAGGGAGAGAAAAAUCAUUCAGAAAAGCAAUAAAACAUGCAGCCUGAGGGAACCCUGGAAGAGGCAAGAUGACAGCGGCCAGGGUGCGCUCCUGGGCUGAAACAGAGGGAUUCUUUGGGGGAGGGGGGGGAUGUAGCGGAGGGCAAAGAAAUCCAGGAAGAGCACGGGAGCAAAUCCUCAUAGGCAGCAAGCCUAGGGGGAGACGGAGAGGACCGACGGACAGGCGGAUGGUGCUGGAGCAUGACGCAGGCACCGAAAUCCGCUCUCCAGAGAUGACGGAGAAGAAGGGAUCCGUGCAGGUGCAGCCUCCAGCCUCGGUGCAGAAGCCGGGAGCCCCAGCGGCUGCGGAUAUUUCAUAAAAUGUCUAAUGGUUAUGAAGAUCACAUGGCUGAAGAUUGCAGGGAUGAUAUUGGUAGAACAAACUUAAUUGUGAACUACCUCCCUCAGAACAUGACGCAGGAUGAGUUACGGAGUCUAUUUAGCAGUAUUGGCGAAGUUGAAUCUGCAAAACUUAUUCGGGACAAAGUUGCAGGACACAGCUUAGGCUAUGGCUUUGUGAACUACGUGACUGCAAAAGAUGCUGAAAGAGCAAUAAACACACUGAAUGGCCUGAGACUUCAGUCAAAAACUAUCAAGGUUUCUUAUGCUCGUCCAAGUUCUGAAGUUAUCAAAGAUGCUAACUUGUACAUUAGUGGACUUCCGAGGUCAAUGACACAAAAAGAUGUAGAAGAUAUGUUUUCACGGUUUGGACGCAUCAUCAACUCGCGUGUACUUGUGGAUCAAACCACAGGUUUGUCCAGAGGGGUUGCAUUUAUCCGGUUUGACAAAAGGUCAGAAGCAGAAGAGGCAAUUACAAAUUUCAAUGGUCACAAACCCCCGGGUUCUUCCGAACCCAUUACAGUGAAGUUUGCAGCCAAUCCUAACCAGAACAAAAACGUGGCACUGUUAUCACAACUAUAUCAUUCAUCAGCUAGACGAUUUGGAGGGCCAGUUCAUCACCAAGCACAAAGAUUCAGGUUCUCUCCUAUGGGUGUAGAUCACAUGAGUGGGCUUUCUGGUGUAAAUGUUCCAGGAAACGCAUCUUCUGGCUGGUGUAUCUUCAUCUACAACCUUGGUCAAGAUGCUGAUGAGGGAAUCCUUUGGCAGAUGUUUGGCCCCUUUGGUGCGGUUACCAAUGUGAAAGUUAUUCGAGAUUUCAACACCAACAAGUGCAAAGGUUUUGGUUUUGUGACCAUGACAAACUAUGAAGAAGCUGCAAUGGCCAUAGCAAGUCUUAAUGGCUACCGCCUGGGGGACAAAAUCUUACAGGUUUCCUUCAAAACCAACAAGUCCCACAAAUAACUUGCUCGUGCUUUUUGUAUGGAAUAGAUAAUUGAGUGACAGAAGUUGAAACAUUUUUGUUAGUGUAAAACUCAUUUUGCGCCAAUUUUCACAAGUGUUUGUCUUAGUCUAAAUGAGAAGUGAAAAAGGUUUUUAUACUCUGGGAUGCAACUGACAUGUUCAAAUGUUUGAAAUCCCACAAUGUUAGACCAAUUUUAAGUUCCUUAAGUUAUUUCAUUGAAAACAUAUAUAUAAGAAGCCCCUAAUAGCUUAAGUCCCUCUGGAUGGUGGUAAAAUUGAAGCAUGCUUUCACUUAUGAGACUGAAUUUUGUUCCAUUGAAUAUUGUCUGCAAAAACUGGAAUUUUUUUAUUCGAACUAUCUAGCUGACUCCAUUAGUGUGUCAUUCCCCCGUCCCCUUUGAAGCUUGGAAAAAAGUUGAAAGCACUGUUGUUUUAGUUGGCAGUAUACUGCUUUAUAAAGUAAUUUUCAUCGCUACAUUUAGUUGAGGAGUAGACUUUAUAAAGUGAAGGUCUUGUAAGUAGUAGCAUGCUAGCAUAACUUUUAACACCAUUGAUGAGGUAAGUUGCACACUGAAGAGUAGCCAAGUUGUCAAAUUAAAAGGUUUUACAAAUACUUUUAAAGCCCAUUUUCUAAUAGGAAUGGACCAAAGAGUUUCAGAGAAACUCUGGGAGGAUUUCAGAGUCAAAACGAAACUCCAAAAACAGUGUGAAUAUAUGUUGUUUACCAAACUGAAUCUCUUCUGUCCAGAUAUCAAUGCAUGGUGCACUACUUACUGGUACAUUAUAAUGCAGCAAGAUUCUUAUUCAUUUUCAAAGAUCGUUAUUGUUUUGAAUACCUAAGGGCAGUUUUAUUUUGUAAAAACAGUUAAACAUUUGAGCAUUGUAUUUCUCGCAUCCCUUCUAAUGAGUGCUAGAUUUUUCUAUUUUAAUAGGAUUUUGUUUUGAUGACUAGCUUUACGUAUUGAACACUCAGCAGAAAAGUACUUACUUCUUGCAAGUUAGAUAUUACUUUAAAAAACCUUGAUUUGUAGAUUUAAAGAUUAAUCCCCCAAGUUUUCUGCAGACUGCCUUGAAUCUUUGAGUUGUUCUGUUUCUGUUAAUUUUCUUUUGCUUUUUUGUGUUUUUUGUUUGUUUUUACUUUUGCAUUUAAGACCAUUAAAUUUGAUUUUGUUUUGCUCAAAUUUUGUUUUGUUUUUUAUUUUAUAUUAUUUUUUUUGCUAAGUAUUGCACAAAGUGUCCAGCUUUUAAAGAGUAUUGUUUUAAAAAAAAGAACUAUAGUUCUUCGUUAAAAUAAUAUAAUUCUCCUUUGACAGAUGCAUAGGAGAAAAAAUUAUGUGAAAAGAAAAGCACUAUAACAACCCUGUCACAUAAGAAGUAUGUGCCACAGUGAUUUAAAAAUAUGGUAGAUGUUCCUUUAGAAAGUCUGAAAAGGAUUUUCUUAUGUCAGAUACAGCAUAUGCAGGGGAGGUAGGUACAUAGUGUGCAGGAGUAGGGUCCUCCACCUGAGUGACUUUUAAGAACAUUAUCUGGGUUUUCUCACCAAAGUUCAGAGGAAAUGCAGAAAUUGGGACAAUUCAGCAGCAUUUUUCUUUUGAGCGAAUCUCUGCCAAUCUCCAAAAAACAAUGAGUAGUCAGGCCUCCCCUUUGGGUUUUGGAGAUGGUUCAGUGCAUGUGUUUGUUUAGUGCCCAAAAGCUGGUUCUUGAAGAUUCUGCUUUGCAGCCCUCUUUCAGCAGCAGGACCUACAGUCCUGUGCCACCUCUGGAUUUCUGUCCCCUCCUCAUUGCCAUCGUUUAUUUUUGGCACUUUUCUCUCUUGUUCAGACAACUGUGGGACUUUGCUCUAAUUUCAGUAUGUGGGGUGCGUGUGUUUUUUGUUUUUUCCUUCAGUCAGCAGGCAGUCAUUCGCCUAUCCAGUAACCUGCUGGUUUGUUGCUGCACAUAGCCCUUCUCAGCUGACUCCAGGAGAGCUCAGUGGUGGUAGACAUCAUCUCUGGCUAUGUAGAGCAUGCGAGGCUGAGUUCACAUGCAGUUAAUUCAAGUGCUCUCUGCCAUUUUAUAGAUGCGACCUUCCCUUUUCUGCCAACCCCAAGCUCUUGAGGUGCAUCUAUGCUCAGCUGAGUUGGAUGUCCUUUCUAAACAAUAGCCCUGGAACAGGACCCUUCACCAACCCCUUUCCCGUGCGUUUCCAUUUCCUUCCCUUCUCAGAAAGUUGUCCUUUUCCCAUGUCCUCUGGGCAUUAGCAGUGUUGCUUGAUCCAUUGCUCCAUAUUGCAUCCUGAGAUCCUUAUUUAAAUAAACACACUCCAUCCUUUUCCAUCACCUCUAUUUGUCUUCAGAACUUUUUGUGCCUUUUGACUCUUCCAUCAGUACAUCUGUCAAGAUCCCAGGAUCUUUCUUGUAGUAGCUUUCAUUUCCUGGCUCCUUAAAACGCGCACACACACACACACACACACACACACGAGUAAGGUUUGGUAAGCUUGUAGUAGUAAAACUCCUCUAACAUGGCCAACUCAAGAUGUUUUACGGAGUAGCAUCCACCCUUUUAACCUUUUAAUAAAUUAUAUAUAUAUAUUAUAUGUUAAAAGGGGGAUGCUACUCUGUAAAACAUCUUGAGUAGGCUAUGUUAGUUUUACUACUGAGAGCUUACCAAGCCUUAUUCUUAGUUUAAAAUUCUCCUUGAAGAUUUUGUGACACCACUGUCCUUUUGUUGGUGGCUUCAGCUGCAUUAAUUUUUUUUGUCUUGUGUUCUUCUCUUACAUGAGUGAGGAACAAUUUAAUGGUUUCAUCCAUUGAUGAAGAAUCCAUUUCUAGUAACAUGUUGGGCCAUGCUUCCUUUCAUCAGGUUUCUUUUCGUCCUGUUUAAUGUUGUCUGUUUGAUUCGUCUGAGUAAUCUACCACUCUUCCAGCCAGGAGAAAAGGGAAGAAAAGAAACAGUUCUUUUAAUUUCUUGAGGAGUGGAAUGUGUCCCUUUGAGUCAUCCAAGCCACUUCAUUUAUAGACCAGACCUCCUUGUCACCACCCACAGUGUUGCCAGUCUGACUCCACAAGCAGAGAAAUUUUGGCAGGCAUUCAGUUUCUGAUAACUAAGAUAGGUGAGUUUUGACUCUUGCUGGACCUCCCAUUGCUCAGUCCAUCUGUAAAGACUGCAUGGUGGAGGUUCAGGCAAAACUCUGAAGUCUAGUAAAAGAAAUCGUUCAAUUUCUUCUGCUUGAUGGUUUGGACGGACUCGUGCUCUGUAUCUAGACAUCUAGUGCACUAGGUAUUUUCCAGUUUCUAUCAGAGCAUCAGCAUUUCUAGUAUUUUUUGGCACUUCAUCUGUUGGGGGAGUGUACGAGUCAUUACUCUUCCUUUUGGAUGACCAAAUAGUCAGAACAAGUGCUUCAAGAAAGCACCUCUGUUUCCAUCUGUGUUCCAUGUUGCAGCUUUUUGAGCUGUACAACUCAUUCUCAAGAGCUUAUUAUACAUGUAAAGGCCCAUUUUCCAUUUCAGAUUUCUCAUCAGUCAAAACAGGGAAGUAAGAUAUAGGAAAAUGCCAGGUCUUGCUAACUGGACUAAGGCAUCCUGAUCAGAUCAGCCCUGCACAUGCUGAAUCUGACACACAAUUGGCCACACUGUCUGAGGACUCUUCUGACUUCAGCCCUUUGUGAUAAUCGUGAAAUAUCUGUGGGCACCUUUAAUCUGCUUCCCCCCCCAGCAUUCAGACAUCACUCUAGUGUUGACCUAAUGAAAGUCAAGCUGAUAAUCUCUUGAACAUCAAAUGCUACAAUUACUGUGCUUCAGAGGAUAAUGUGUGCACUGGGUUAGGUGGUAUCAAGGCUCUAAUCCAAAGAAGAAGAAGCUGAACUUCACGGAAUCAAGAUUAGCGGGUCUGGAGGGCAUUAGCCUUUUCACUGGCCAUCCUGAUUGUGCCAACAGUGGAAUCAUGGAAGCUUAAAAAAAUUUCUGAGAAUGAGCCUAUUUUUCAUUCACUUACCUUUACCUACAUUCAAGAAAACCUUGAUGAAUGCUCAAGGGACUAACAGGUGAAAGAACAGUAAAACAGAUCGGUGAUGCUAUUUAUUUUUAACCAAAUGGGUCAAUUUUAAAGUGAAUUUGUCAUGUCAUUUGUUACGACAUUCAGCUACCUUCCUCCUGCCUUAAAUUAUAAGGACUGGUUUUGGAAGGUGAAUGCUCUAGUGAUUUAAACACUAGUGACUAAAACAUACACAUAGUGGUAUGCCUUUCACUCGCAUAAUCCCCUUUUUUUAGGAUAUGCCCUGAUUUGAGUUGGCAUAGGUUUUACUCUCUUUGGCCUGAUGACCCUGACUUCUAAUACUUGGGCAGAUAUUUGCCCCAGAAUCUUGUUUUUCUACCACAAUUUGAAAUCCUAUUAUGUAAAGGCCCAUUUCUGUGUCUAACCCUGAACCAGCCAUGGCCAGAAAAGCUGUGACAGGAUACCUUCCAGCGUGGGAUUGGUAUUUUUUAAUCAAAGCUGCAUGACUGCCACAGGUAUACCCCUUCAUCAAGCCUGCAGUUUCUGUUGGGAGGGGAACCUCUGCUGGCAUCUUACUUCCUUUGUUUUUACCUGUCUUUCUAUUCCCGCAAGAACUUCCUACCAUCAUAGCUCUAAGCAGGCUCUUACAGGACCAAAGUAUAGGUGCUAAACACACUAACUGCAUUGGACUGCCACUGUAAUUUGAUAUGAAUAUGGAAACCUGGCACUUCUUGCAAGGCUGGUGGAGUUUCACUCUAAGAUGAGACAAUUUGUAGGUAAGGUAAAGCUGUCCUAAUUAAAGGAUGGAAUAUCCUCCAAGACUGUGAAAGUGUUCUGGGCUUCGGCUGUUAUUUUUUAAGAUACAUAAUUAACAUUUAAACUGUUAAACUUAAACUUUUUUUUAAAAUUUACAUUGAUUGAAGGAUUUAUUCAAAAAUGGGCUUUUCCUAAUUUCUUGUAACAGUUCAUUUACUUUCACUGUACAAGUUUCCAUUAUGGAAAGAUUUUUACCUCUCUAGCAGCCAAGGCCUAUGUAUCGAGUCUUCAGAAAUGGGCCUCUUUUGGCUUUUUACACAGAGGGACAUUUCACAGUAAAUGCAGUCAAAUAAAUUACAGUGUUGCUGUGUGCAUUUGUGCAAAGGUAAAUGCAACUCCUUCACGUGAGAAGACAGCAACAAAAUAAAUCUGAGAAUCAUGAAAGCUAUGAAUGGAGCAGAAGCAAAGCAACUUGUAGUGGUUUUAGAGUGUUUCAAUUACAAAGACACCAGGACUUUCUUAUGCAUGCACUGAAGUAAAUGUUGAGAGGAUCAUCCUCCUCUGAAGCCAUUUCAUCAUAACAGUUUGGAUUCUUUAAACUUCCGUGCCCUACAAUGCUGUAAGAUGUGGAGGAAGGAGAUCUGAAUCAAUGUAGCCAUGCUGUUUUCAUGUCCCUGAGCCCUGUGGCACCCCGCCAUUCAACUUCCUAGGUUUGGGACUGUGAAGGAUUUCAGGAGCAUGCUUGGGGUGGAAGGGGAAGCAUCAGGAAACAUCACUGUCCUGAGCAGUGUCCUACCAGUGGUGUGUGUUCAAACUUUUUUUUUCCUUUCCUGUUGUUUGUUUGGUUUUUUGGUUUGUUUUUAUUUUGAUUUUCAGCACAUCUGUAUCAUGAUAGCAUCAGAAAACACACUAAAAAUACUGAGGUAUCCAAGCCAUUGGAACAAAUUAUGGAUCUAUCACUGCAGUUAACUGUAGAUGAUCAGUAUGUGGUCAUUUACACUUGCAGACAGCAAAUGGUUUGAAUACCUUUGCACCUGAAGGUUUGUAAAGCCAUCUGUUUUUGUAGUAUUUUUACAGCAGCAUGGAAAGUUGUAGCAAUUUUACUCUUGCAAAGCAAUUCAAAAUUUUGAAGUAGGUUACUGUAGCACUUACUGUAGAGGACGUUCAACAGUAUAAAUGUUGCUCAUUCUUGAAAAGACAAGCCAGUUUUUUUUAAUAUUCAAUUUCAAAUGAGCUCUUUAUAAGCAGUUGCAGAAUUUUACAUUAUUUAAUCUUCUGGAUUAAGGCAAUAAAAUGGUGGUUCCUCAGAAGUUUUUGAAAGCUUGCUUCAGUUUAGCAUAAAACUGAAAUAACUAAAGUUUAAACUUAAACUAAAGUUUCCUUAAUUAUAUAACAUGUAAUGGACUUCAGAAGGAUGUCUCUAAAUAUGCUAGGUUAGUUCUAACAAAAAAAUUAUUGGAAUUAGGCCCCCUGAUAUUUACUUGCAAUGCAUUGUUACAGUUUGAAAACAUGUUUUUUCAUUGUACAAUUUUUAAUUAAUUAUUGGGUCACCAUAAUUUACAAAAGUAAAAUAUAGAGUUUUGUGUCAUAAUACUACCUCUUAGUGCAGUGUUGCUGAACCUCCAGCCUGCAGGCUGAAUCCAGCGUGCAGGUCUGUGUAAUUGGACCUGCAGAGCUCCCCAUGAGUCCAGACAUUUGACAGUGGGGGGGUGGUGACAGCAUUAAUUGCCAUGUCCUCCAGAGCCUUAGCAAUUAAUGCUGCUGCUGCUCCUUGCUUCCAAAAUUCUGGACCUGUGGGGAGCACUGCAAGCCAGAAGGCCCUGCACACCAGAUUGCAUCAAUACAUGGGGUUGCUUUGUGGUCAGAUCUGGUGUGUGGGCCAGAUCCUGCAGAUGGAUUGAUCUGCAGUUGAGCUGAUGGACAGGAUCACACCCUGACUCAACCCCACACACUAACUGUACAUGGGAUCUGGUUCAUAGAUCAGCCCUGCCCAUCCAGCCUGUGGACCUGCCCUGAGUCACUCAUGCAGCCUGCAGGGCCAGAAGGUUGAGCACAGCUGUCUUAGUGUAAGUUACCAUAUAUUUUGACUUCCAUUAUAGGGAAGCUUGCUCUUAGUAACACUGUCAAUUAAGCACCUUAUUAUACCAUUUCUAUAUUUUGGCACCUAAGUAAAGCUUUAGGUAGAAGGGACCAAAUUCACACCUAGCAUCAGCAGGCACAACUCCAUUCAUGGGGUUGUAUCCAUUUCUUCAAGGAGUGAAUUUGUCACUGUGUACCAUGUGUACUUUAAUCUCUGUUUGGCAGCAGGGACACCUGCUGUCUUCAAGGCAGGUUCCUAAACAUAGGUCUGCGUUUACUGUUUCAUGUUGGGAAAUCCCAACACUAUCCCAAGAUGGUUAAAAUAAACAUUGAUAAAGCUCAGCAUAUGAUAGGCAUAUACUACUUGUUUCCACUGUGUUAUAAAACUACAAGACAUAAGAGAACAUAAUUGCUUCAUUUUUAUUUGUAAGAAAAAGGUACUUGUAUAAUGCAAAACUUAGUAUCUACAUGGUGCAACCAGUAGAAUUGAAAAUUACAGUUAACUUAAAACAAAACACCUUUUCUUGGUUUAAAUCAAAUACAGCAUUAUUUUUUUUCCAUUUGCCUUGUUUGUAGCCUUCAUAUGUAGUAAAAAGUAAAAAAUUAGGUGUAAUCUUUCUCCCUGUGCAUGAUUAAAAAAAACCACAAUUGAUGUUAAACUCCUAUGAUUUCUAAAACAACACAAAGCACCCAGUGAGUGGCUUUGCCUUUAGAACCUGUUACUUUGUUCAGUCUUGCUGCAGUUUUGUUAUAUAUCACACCUGGUUAAAAAAAGGAUCAAUUUAAACUACAAAUAUUUUUCUGUUGAGUGGAACGUUAAACACUAAAUGCAUUUGUUAAUAAUGAUGGAAAUUCAGUAAAAGCGGAACUACCAUCUGAAAUCUUGAAAUAUUGCUACUGAGUUCACAUUUUAAAAUUAUUCUCAUUAAUUAUUGUUCCCUAUUUUUAGGCAUUUUAAAACAACCUUUCAGUGAUAAAGGUAAACUUUUUCACUUGGUCAUUAAGAAGAAAAUGACUUGAGACAUUUGAAGCAUCAUAAUUUUGGAUAAAUCUUUAUUUGAUCAGUAACUUUGAAUAAUACUGUACUUCUAGUCUUUUUACUGAUUUUUUUUUUUUCUUUCCCUUAACUUAUGUAACCUUUUUGUUUAUAAAGUAAUCUGUUUGUGGGACAGAAGACUUUAUCAAUUGUUUUCCAUACUGUACAGUAUAUGGUUAAACAUUUUGUAUAUUUAGUGUGUUUUUAAGUUAUUGAUUUGUUUUAUAUCAAAUAAUUUAUUUUUCAGGUACCAUUUUCAUUUUAACUUUGUUUUUACAUGGGUUUAUUUUAAAUAAAGUAUGACACUGCUUUCCAAAUGUCUAAAAUGAAGUUGAAUCCCAUUGUGUUAUUUUGAGAGUACUUAUGUAAAUUUAGCUUAUUUUAGUAAUAUUUUCAGACAUGUACAAAGACCAUCUUUUCGUUGCAUUUUAAUUCAUACGCUUGGAAGCUCUUAGUAAUGUUUUUUAAGCAACAAACGUAAAAAAGAAAGUUUUACUAUUCAAGAACUCCACUUCUUAAAGGACCUAUGAAAGAAGAAUAAUUUUUGUAGUACCCUGUGGAUGGAGUAAGACCAUUCUAUUUUCUAAAUGGUAUUCACUAAAGUUAAAAAAAAAAUAAAAUAAAAAUAAAAAAAACAAAACACAAAUCGCUUGCAAAAUUUUCAGAAUUUUUAAAAA